AUGGCCUCAGAGCUCUGGGAGAGCUCCGGCCCCGAGCCCCUCCUCCUGCUGCUGGUGGUCAUCCUGCUGGCCCGCUUCCUCCUCUGGGCCUGUCUCGGGACCUUUGUCGACUACAGGCUGGCCCGACAGCACCCCGGCAAACCCAAGGAGGACUAG
Echinops telfairi (small Madagascar hedgehog) is the source of this 156-nucleotide messenger RNA. RefSeq names its product small integral membrane protein 38 (gene SMIM38). The transcript has a single exon. NCBI's taxonomy places the organism in Eukaryota, Metazoa, Chordata, Mammalia, Afrosoricida, Tenrecidae. The record is from RefSeq and is a predicted model, not a curated record. The coding region runs from base 1 to 156 and encodes 51 amino acids.